Molecule: messenger RNA, 603 nt
Organism: Aspergillus eucalypticola CBS 122712
Lineage: Eukaryota; Fungi; Ascomycota; Eurotiomycetes; Eurotiales; Aspergillaceae
Exons: 3
Coding region: 74-337 (87 amino acids)
Source: RefSeq, a predicted model, not a curated record
UAACGACGAGCUUCUCAGCGAGCCAUUGUCCACGUCUUUUCCCUACGUUCAUUCUAGAUACCCUCAAUACACCAUGGGUGGAGGCGGCAAGAUCCCGUAUCCCAAGGAAGUCUGGUCUCCCGCGGGUGGCUGGUACGCUCAGCCCGCAAACUGGAGGGUCAACACGGCCAUCAUUGGCGCCGCUGUCCUUGGAGUUGUCGCUGUGACCUGGAGCAUUAGUGCCGACCGUGAGCACCGUGACAAGAUGCCCGAACCCGGCAGAUUCUUCCCCAGUCGCUACUGGAGCCGGGAAAUCAGAGAACACGAAAAGCAGCUGGCCGCCCAGAACCGGUCAUAGAGCGGCAACAGGAUGAAGAGGUAGUUGUGGGAAAAUGAGUACCUGUGGUGGUUUUCUAUGGCAUGCCAGGUUUUGUUUCAUAAUUUUUGUGGGCUGUACGACAAUAGAAGGGCGUUCUUCCAUACGGUCAGUUGAUCUGAAAGUGCUUCUGAGGAGACUCUUCCAAUGUUCGAUACAAGCGCUGUGUGUACAGACGGACCCGUUCCGUGAACUCAGUCUCGUUCCAAAGCUCCUUUCCAUCACUGGAUGUAGACAUGCGAGGCACU